UCGUCGCGCCCUUUACGUAACGCGCGACCGUCGCGCGCUGUCUAAACUCGGCGUCGCAAACGGAUAAGGUUUGGAGUGAUAAGUGUGCUUCGUUUUGGCUUUCGUCGCUUCUGGCUUUAUUUCGUAAGGAGCUGGAGCGUGGCGGGCCGGCGGUGGGCCGCUAGGCGGUAGGACGCAGAUGCACGCGCGCCGACGCUGCAGUGAGGAGCGCGCGCGCAUUGCUCGCGACGCGGCCACCACCCGGCGCGCCCUCUGAACCACAACGCGCCUAGGAUUAUUAUACGGUCGGACAUGAAAAAUCUCGCUCGUUUGCUGGCUGUCCCUAUCAGCGAUUACGUGGUAACUUUCAUCUCACUGGCAGCCGCGACCACACUGCUCUCGUGGACGACAGAAGGGCGUUCGGCCCGCAGGUGGCUGGCGGAGGAUCGCGGGCGCAGGGAGAGGUGUCGCUCGCGCUUCCCCUACCAUACACACCCGCCCAUUCACUGUUAGCAGUAGGCAGUUCACUCAGUGGGAGUUCGAUAGACAAUGUCCGAAGACUUGGACUCGAUCAGCGAGGAAGAACAAAGUUUGUUCCGACCUUUCACUAGAGAGUCAUUGGCCGUUAUCGAAGCCCGCAUAGCUGAGGAGCAUGCCAAGCAAAAAGAACUCGAAAAGAAACGCGCUGAAGGCGAGACCGAUUUGGGGCGGACGAAAAAGAAAAAAGAAGUGCGUUACGAUGACGAGGACGAAGACGAAGGUCCUCAACCGGACGCGACCCUCGAGCAGGGUCUACCCCUGCCCGUACGGAUGCAGGGAUCCUUCCCCGCUGAACUUUCCUCCACGCCUCUCGAGGACAUCGAUCCGUUCUACCAGAAUCAAACCACAUUCGUAGUCAUAAGCAAGGGUAGAGAUAUCUUCAGAUUUUCGGCGACAGAUGCGUUAUGGAUGUUGGAUCCGUUCAACCCGAUAAGAAGGGUCGCUAUAUACAUACUUGUACACCCUCUUUUCUCUCUGUUCAUCAUAACAACGAUCCUUGUCAAUUGUAUCUUAAUGAUAAUGCCGACCACGCCAACCGUCGAAAGUACUGAAGUUAUCUUUACCGGAAUCUACACGUUUGAAUCGGCGGUGAAAGUAAUGGCCAGGGGUUUCAUUCUACAGCCAUUCACAUACCUUAGAGAUGCAUGGAAUUGGCUUGACUUCGUAGUUAUAGCUUUAGCUUAUGUGACGAUGGGCAUAGAUCUCGGCAACUUGGCCGCUCUUAGAACGUUCAGAGUUCUCCGAGCGCUGAAGACUGUGGCCAUCGUACCGGGGUUGAAGACUAUCGUUGGUGCUGUCAUAGAGUCUGUGAAAAAUCUUCGCGACGUGAUUAUUUUGACAAUGUUCUCCCUAUCUGUAUUUGCGUUAAUGGGCCUACAAAUCUACAUGGGAGUGUUAACGCAGAAAUGUGUAAAGGUAUUCCCCGAAGACGGCAGUUGGGGCAACUUGACUGAUGAGAAUUGGGAGAGAUUUUGUCAAAACGAAACGAACUGGUAUAGUGAAAAUGACGACUAUCCAUUAUGCGGGAACUCAUCAGGAGCAGGAACAUGUGAACCAGGCUACAUAUGUUUACAAGGGUACGGACCAAACCCAAACUACGGCUACACGAGUUUCGACACGUUCGGUUGGGCGUUUCUAUCAGCUUUCAGAUUGAUGACGCAAGAUUACUGGGAAAACUUAUAUCAGCUGGUUCUAAGGUCUGCUGGUUCAUGGCACGUGCUGUUCUUCGUUGUGAUCAUUUUCCUCGGCUCUUUCUAUCUCGUGAACUUGAUCUUGGCUAUCGUCGCCAUGUCAUACGACGAGUUGCAGAAGAAAGCAGAGGAGGAAGAGCAGGCUGAAGAAGAAGCACUAAGGGAAGCGGAACAAAAGGCAGCGGCUCGAGCGGAUAAACAAGAAGCGAGAGAACAACACGCUCGCGAGCAAGCCGCCGCUGCGGAAGCAGCCGCAUACGCCGAAGCACAUCCUGCCAAGUCUCCCAGUGACUUCUCCUGCCAGAGCUACGAGUUGUUCGUGAACCAGGAGAGGGGCAAUCAGGAUGACAAUACGAGGGAACGCAUGUCCCUUCGUAGCGACCCCUUCCAGGAUUCGGUGAGCACUCAGCCCACGCACAAGCCUGCCAACGACACCCACCACGACACAGCACGCCGGCAGAGGAAGGUCAGCAUGGUCCCCCAUCCUGAACGCAUUAAUAAAUAUGGACAGUUGUCGUAUGGGCCACUGCGGGAGGGCUCACAGGCUUCCUUGUCACUACCUGGAUCACCGUUCAAUUUACGACGUGGUUCCCGAGGCUCUCAUCAAAUGGCGUUAAGGCCAAACGGGAGGAAUAGGUAUCCACCGGGAGCCGAUCGGAAACCACUUGUUUUAUCAACAUACUUGGACGCACAGGAACAUUUGCCUUAUGCUGAUGACUCAAAUGCAGUUACGCCUAUGUCAGAGGAGAACGGCGCUAUUAUAAUACCAGUCUAUUAUGCGAACUUGGGAUCCAGACAUUCCUCCUAUACAUCACACCAGUCUAGGCUGUCAUACACGUCGCACGGCGAUCUCUUAGGGGGAAAAGCUCAAACCAAGGAGGCCAAACUCAGAGGUCGAUCAGCGUCCAGGAACCACAGCAUUACUUCCCAACCUCACGCCUACGCGCUGCCCAGACAAGAGUCGUCGCUGGUAUCUCGACCAUUAAAAGAAUAUGAAGUUAGUACAACAGAAUGUACAGACGAGGCUGGCAAAGUUCUAAAACAGUCGAAUGAUAAUCCGUUCAUUGCGACAUCGCAGCAGCCAAAUGUCGUUGAUAUGAGAGAUGUUAUGGUACUAAAUGAAAUAAUUGAACAAGCUGGAAGGCAAAGUAGAGCGAGCGAGCAAAAUGUGUCAGUAUACUACUUCUCAACAGCUGAAGAUGACGAUGAAGGGCCCACCUUCAAGGAGAGACUCCUGGAGUGGCUCAUGAAAGGGAUAGACUUCUUCUGUGUGUGGGAUUGCUGCUGGCUAUGGCUGGAGUUUCAGAAAUACGUCGCGCUUUUGGUGUUCGAUCCGUUUGUAGAACUGUUCAUCACGUUGUGUAUCGUGGUCAAUACUCUGUUUAUGGCACUGGAUCAUCACGACAUGGACAAAGAUAUGGAAAGAGCGUUGAAAAGUGGUAAUUAUUUUUUCACUGCUACAUUCGGUAUUGAAGCGAUGCUAAAAUUAAUAGCAAUGAGUCCCAAAUUUUACUUUCAAGAAGGAUGGAACAUUUUUGACUUUAUCAUUGUGGCCUUAUCAUUAUUGGAAUUAGGACUGGAAGGAGUUCAGGGUUUGUCAGUAUUACGUUCAUUCCGAUUGCUACGUGUAUUUAAACUGGCUAAGUCUUGGCCGGCGCUAAACCUUAUAAUAUCCAUAAUGGGUAGGACUGUGGGAGCUUUAGGGAACUUGACCUUUGUACUUUGCAUCAUUAUAUUCAUAUUUGCCGUGAUGGGGAUGCAGUUGUUUGGGAAGAACUACACAGAUUACGUAGACCGUUUUCCUGGUGGAGAGCUCCCAAGGUGGAACUUCACGGAUUUCAUGCACAGUUUCAUGAUAGUAUUCCGAGUAUUAUGUGGAGAAUGGAUAGAGAGUAUGUGGGAUUGCAUGCUGGUUGGAGAUGUUUCUUGUAUACCUUUCUUCUUGGCAACGGUCGUUAUUGGCAAUCUUGUGGUACUUAACCUCUUCUUGGCCCUCUUACUGUCAAAUUUUGGUUCCUCGAGUCUAUCGACGCCAACAGCCGAUCAGGACACGAACAAAAUCGCGGAGGCUUUUAAUAGAAUAUCCCGGUUUAUCGAUUGGGUCAAAAAAAACGCAGCCGAUGUUUUAAAAAUAGUCAAAAGCAAAUUGACGAAUCAGAUUGCUAUUCACGCUCCAGGCUUAAAGGCGGCAUUAUGUGCCCGCUGUGUUUCUUCAGAACGAGUCGACAAUGAACUGGAAUUAGGUGCCGAUAUCGAAGAUGGGGUUUUAUUCAAAGACAAGAAACUAAAAGAUCAAGUGGAGGUAGCUAUAGGUGACGGAAUGGAAUUUACGAUACCAGGUGACAAUAAAUAUAAAAAAGGGAAUAUAUUGAUGAAUAAUAUCAAUGCUAUAACGGAUAAUCAUACUGACAAUCGAAUAAACAGUGAUAUAAAUCAUCAUGGUUAUCCGAUACAGGAUGAUGAUACAAUAAGUCAAAAAUCUUAUGGUAGUCAUAAAAUAAGAUCAUUUAAAGACGAAAGUCAUAAAGGAUCUGCGGAUACGAUAGACGGAGAAGAAAAGAAAGACGCAAGUAAAGAAGAAUUAGGUUUAGAAGAAGAAAUGAUUGAAGACGAGGAGGAUGGAAAACUUGAUGGCUUAGCAAAAAUAGAUAUAAAGGUGGCCGCAGACGAGGAUGUAGUGGAUCUCACACCAGCGGACUGUUGUCCAGAACCUUGCUAUGCGCGCUUCCCCUUCUUAGCCGGAGAUGACGAGUCUCCAUUUUGGCAAGGCUGGGCAACCCUUAGACUGAAAACCUUUCGAUUAAUAGAAAAUACCUAUUUCGAAACGGCUGUGAUAACAAUGAUUUUACUUAGUAGUUUGGCAUUGGCGUUAGAAGAUGUCCAUCUACCACAUCGACCAAUUCUUCAAGACAUCUUAUAUUACAUGGAUCGUAUAUUCACUGUAAUAUUCUUUAUUGAGAUGUUAAUCAAAUGGUUAGCUCUCGGAUUUCAGAAGUACUUCACCAACGCCUGGUGCUGGCUCGAUUUCAUAAUUGUCAUGGUGUCGCUUAUAAACUUCGUUGCGGCGCUUUGUGGCGCCGGAGGCAUUCAAGCAUUCAAAACGAUGAGAACUCUUCGAGCCCUUCGACCACUCAGGGCUAUGAGCCGCAUGCAGGGCAUGAGGGUUGUUGUAAAUGCGUUAGUACAAGCCAUUCCAUCCAUCUUCAACGUAUUGCUCGUCUGUCUUAUCUUCUGGCUAAUUUUCGCUAUUAUGGGAGUUCAACUGUUUGCUGGAAAAUAUUUUAAGUGUGUCGACAUGAACCAUACAACACUGAGCCAUGAAAUAAUCCCCGAUCGUAACGCGUGCAUUUUGGAAAAUUACACUUGGGAAAAUUCACCGAUGAACUUCGAUCACGUCGGGAAAGCUUAUCUAUGUUUGUUCCAAGUGGCCACGUUCAAAGGCUGGAUACAAAUCAUGAAUGAUGCUAUCGACUCGCGAGAGGUCGGCCGCCAACCAAUCAGAGAAACAAAUAUCUACAUGUACCUAUACUUCGUGUUCUUUAUUAUAUUUGGGUCUUUCUUCACCCUUAACCUAUUUAUAGGAGUAAUCAUUGACAACUUCAACGAACAAAAGAAAAAGGCUGGUGGAAGUCUUGAAAUGUUCAUGACUGAAGAUCAGAAGAAAUAUUAUAAUGCUAUGAAGAAAAUGGGAUCCAAGAAACCGUUAAAAGCUAUCCCUAGACCAAGAUGGAGACCACAAGCGAUAGUAUUCGAGAUUGUGACGGAUAAGAAGUUCGACAUGAUUAUAAUGUUGUUCAUCGGUUUCAACAUGUUAACGAUGACACUAGAUCACUAUCAACAAACAGAAACGUUCAGCCAGAUCUUAGAUUACCUAAAUAUGAUCUUCAUCGUUAUAUUUAGCUCAGAGUGUCUAUUGAAAAUAUUUGCUUUGCGGUAUCACUAUUUCGUUGAACCCUGGAAUCUAUUUGAUUUCGUCGUUGUCAUGUUUUCUAUUCUCAGUCUGGUGUUAAGUGACAUUAUUGAGAAAUAUUUUGUAUCUCCAACUUUAUUGAGAGUAGUGAGAGUGGCAAAAGUUGGUAGAGUGUUGCGUCUCGUAAAAGGAGCUAAGGGUAUUAGAACUCUACUAUUUGCCUUAGCGAUGUCCCUACCAGCUCUGUUCAAUAUCUGCUUACUACUUUUCUUGGUCAUGUUUAUUUUUGCGAUAUUUGGAAUGUCGUUCUUUAUGCACGUUAAGAAUAAAGGCGGCCUUGAUGACGUCUACAACUUCAAGACUUUCGUCCAGAGUAUGAUCCUACUCUUCCAGAUGUCAACGUCAGCUGGAUGGGAUGGCGUUUUAGAUGGAAUAAUCAACGAAGAAGAGUGUGAUUUACCAGAUAACGAACGAGGGUAUCCCGGUAACUGUGGUUCAGCGACCAUCGGGAUCACGUACUUACUGUCUUAUUUGGUCAUAUCUUUCCUAAUUGUUAUCAACAUGUACAUCGCCGUCAUUCUCGAGAAUUACUCUCAGGCGACCGAAGACGUGCAAGAAGGUUUGACCGACGACGACUACGACAUGUACUAUGAAAUUUGGCAAAGAUUCGAUCCGGAAGGAACUCAGUACAUCCGCUACGAACAACUGUCAGACUUCCUCGACGUCCUCGAACCUCCACUACAGAUUCACAAACCGAAUAAAUACAAAAUCAUAUCUAUGGACAUUCCGAUCUGUCGCGGCGACAUGAUGUUCUGCGUGGACAUUCUGGACGCCCUGACCAAAGACUUCUUCGCCCGAAAGGGCAACCCUAUCGAGGAACCAGGAGACAUCGUGGGUCGGCCGGGCGAGGUCGGCUAUGAGCCGGUGUCCUCGACGCUAUGGCGACAACGCGAGGAGUACUGCGCGAGGCUGAUCCAGCAUGCUUGGCGGCGGCAUCGGCGCGCGCAUUCGCCAGCAGGAGAGGGCGUGGGCGGGGACGGCUCGGGUGGCGAGGGCAGCGCGGGCGGCGCCGAGACGGCCGUGCUACUAGACUCUUCGGGCGGCAGUGCGCACCGCGUGGUGCUGCAGGGAGGCGGAGACGCUCCCCGCCCGCCUGAGCCGGCGCCGCCGCCCGCGCCCGUCUGACCCGCGCUCGCGCUCGCGCUGCUGCCCGCGCUCAUCGACGACGCGCCCCUGCCGCUGCCCGCACCGCUGCCCGAGCUCUUGAGCCCACCCAAGCGCACUUAAUUAUUUUUUACGCUAGAUAUUUACGUAGAAAC
Molecule: messenger RNA, 6938 nt
Organism: Pieris napi
Lineage: Eukaryota; Metazoa; Arthropoda; Insecta; Lepidoptera; Pieridae
Gene: para
Product: sodium channel protein para
Exons: 38
Coding region: 529-6804 (2091 amino acids)
Biological process (GO): membrane depolarization during action potential; sodium ion transmembrane transport; neuronal action potential
Cellular component (GO): plasma membrane; voltage-gated sodium channel complex
Molecular function (GO): voltage-gated sodium channel activity; calcium ion binding
Source: RefSeq, a predicted model, not a curated record